Messenger RNA from Odocoileus virginianus texanus, 2284 nucleotides. RefSeq names its product zinc finger and SCAN domain containing 5B (gene ZSCAN5B). Lineage: Eukaryota; Metazoa; Chordata; Mammalia; Artiodactyla; Cervidae. Gene Ontology annotation, biological process: regulation of transcription by RNA polymerase II. Gene Ontology annotation, molecular function: DNA-binding transcription factor activity, RNA polymerase II-specific; RNA polymerase II cis-regulatory region sequence-specific DNA binding. The record is from RefSeq and is a predicted model, not a curated record.
CCCACGGAAUCUGUCACUAAACCACUGCGGAGGCCUCUUCAGUGAACUGUGGGUUCUCCGGAGGGAGUUUCCGCGGGCAGUCGAGCCCCUGGUGAUUAAGUAAAAUGGGACUAUCUACAAUGGUUCGCCCACCCUUAACCAAUCAAUGCGCUGACUGGGUAACAGGCCACGAAGUCCGGCGUUUCUUCCAGCUCUAGGGGGAGACAUUUCUCCCCCUGCCGCAGGUUGAGAGCAAGUCGCCAACUGAGGAGACGAGGCGAGAAGGCUUCAGGGAGACUUCUGAAUACUGAAUCUAUUAUUGAGGAGAAGCAAAAGGAAAUUCCUUUCCAUCGGGGUCAAUUGGGCACCCAUUUGUAGAAGCAUUUGCCCAGAGUCCUACUGGAAAAUUCUACAGUCAGUAUGGCUGAGAACCAGACAAGGGGUCGUGGCCACGUUGCGGACAGCCCCGGAGCAGAGUCACCAGCGUCUGCACCACGCCAAGACACCAGAAGGAAAAACCCGGACUCCGACGUUGAAGAGUUGCGCGUUCGCUUCAGGAAGUUUAGCAGGUCGGAUGAACCAGACCCGAUCAAGGCUCUGAGGAGACUCCGUGAACUCUGCGGUCUGUGGCUGAGGCCGGAUCUUCACACCAAGGAGCAGAUGCUGGACAGGCUGGUGCUGGAGCAGUUUGUGACGUGCAUGCCGCCGGAGAUCCAGGACUUAGUCAAAAGAAGCGGUGCCGAGACGUGUAAGGACCUGGAAGAGGUGCUGAGAAAUAAGCAGAAACUGAAGAAAUGGACUGUAGUCCGUGUCCGAGACCAGGAAUUUUUGAUCCAAGACUUGGGUGUUGAGAUAUUAGAAGUGGAGGUCAGAGACAUGCAUGAUGAGGGAGACCAAUCCAGGGAACCCCAGUCUACAGUCAGUGCCGUUGCUCCAGACGGGGGCCAGCGGGAAAGCCGGAAGGCGCAGCAGCUGCCAGGAGCUAAGGACCUGUCUAGGGGGCAGGACCAGAAAGCUCUCCUGCCAGAGACCAUUCCUGAAACAGGUGAACUGGAGGGUCAGACGGCCUCCAAGGAGAACUUGGAGAAGGACCUGCUGGAAGACACGGGAAUGAUAAGAACCCUUCCGUCUCAAGAGCCUGAACUUCUGCAGGAUUGUGAGGGAGACAUUUCCAUUACGAGUGGAUCCAGAAGAGGUCCUCUGAAGAAUCGCAGACAUGUCAAAAGGAAACGGGAUAGCAGUCCCACUUGCCAAGACAUGCGUCAAGAAGCAGCCACAUGCUUGGACCAAGGAGAGUUCUCAGGACAGCUUGGGUCCCAUUCCGUUGGUGCAUCUGGCACCGUGGGACCCACCAGUCUUCCUGAGGGAGCAGAAACCCCGGGACAGGCGCCCUCUGAAUGCAGGGUGUGCAAAAAGAGCUUUCUUUAUCAAUCUCAGCUUGCCGUGCACCAGAAGACACACACAAGAGAGAGGCCCUUUCACUGCGACAUCUGUGACAAAAGAUUCAUACAGCCUUCGGACUUGCGGGUUCAUCAGCGGAUCCACACCGGCGAGAAGCCCUACUGCUGUGAUCUCUGCCCCAAGAGGUUCACCCACGACUCCACACUGCGCGCUCACAAGAGGACCCACACCCAGGAGAAGCCUUUCCGCUGUGAGCACUGUAACAGAGCUUUCGGCCACCGAGGGAACCUCAGCGCUCACCAGCGCACCCACUCUGGGGUCAAGCCCUACGUGUGCCCCGAGUGCCACAGCGCCUUCCGUCAGCUGGGGACCUUCAGACGCCACCAGAAAAUCCAUUCCAGAUGAUUCACCCAGGACCCCACCGUCAGGCCCGAGGCUUUUCUGUUUUAAGGAGAAGAUUUAGCAUAAUUUGUCACCUGUGUGAUACAAAGUGUGGAUGACAUGCGAAGAGUUUAGGAGGAUACUGGAACCAGCAGGGUUCCGUUCGCAUGAAUUAGGAUAUUUGAGUGAUGAUUUAUUUUUCGUUUUGGAUUUUGUUUUCUGCUUUGCUAUAGACUAUAGUUUUCUUUUUCAUUUGUUUAUUUUCAAUUGGAAGAUAAUUGCCUUACAGUGUUAGACUAUGGUUUUCUCACAUGUUUUUGCUUUGUGCUGUUCUUGUUCUUCCAGUGAAGACAUGUUUCCCUGGUUAUCAGCACUUCAUCAUGAGAGUGAGGCUACUGCUGAUUGCCUUCUUGCCAGGCAUGAUUUCUUUGUAAAAUAGGAUGCUCCUGGCAGGACGGCUAGAUUAAAUACAGGCUCACCAGUGAAAUUUAAAUUUCAAAUAAACAAAUACAUUUCUAUCAGA